Molecule: messenger RNA, 12891 nt
Organism: Durusdinium trenchii
Lineage: Eukaryota; Dinophyceae; Suessiales; Symbiodiniaceae
Source: the annotation of a GenBank genome assembly
AUGCUGGCCGAGAGCUUGUCCUCGGGCUCGAUGGCGUCCAAACUGGCACAAGUGCUGCCUGAGGGUGGUAGUGCUCCGAGCACCGCGCUGGCCGCAGUGGUUUGCCUCGGUCAGGCGAUCUUGUUGGAAGGGCCCAUGAAAGCGCCGCCCCAGCGCUGUUGGGAUCUGCUGGAGCGGAUGCUCGCAUGCUUCCCGGUAUGCCCGCCACCCACAGCGAAGAAGGUUGAAGUUGAGAAGGAGAAGGAGGACAGAUAUCUGGAUUCCGCCCCUGGUCUUCAAAACUGGUGGCUCUCGGGCGAGCGGCUGGAGCUGUCGCCGGUGGAGCGACUGGGGCUCUUCGAUCAGAGCAUGGCCUUGGUCCGGUGCUUGGCGAUGGCCGAAGCACAGAGCGCCGUGCCGCAUUAUCGUGGCCACCUCCUGUUGCCCUUGCUGCCCCACUUCCACGAGGGCAUGCAGAAACUCACCUGGCCUGCCCUUGGUGGCAAGAAGGCCGGCGAUGUCGUCCUCAUCUCCGACGCCCCUGCGGCACCCGCCGCGGCGGGAGCCGGAGCCGGCGCCGCGCGGCCGACGCUGCUGCGGACGACCUCUGCAGUGCAGGAGAGCUGGGCUGAAGCAGCACAGAGCCUCAGGCAGAUCGCGGGGCGCUUGACGGUGCAUGGGGAGGAGCUGAAGCGCAAUUGCCAGCAGAACGUCGAGUGGAUCAAGGCGAUGUUGCCCUUGAGUGAUGAGGUUUCGGCAGGUCUCUUGAAGGAUGCGGAGCUUUCGCUGAUGUUCUUCGAGCCGAAGAUCGAGGAGUGGCGCGCGGGGGCGCAGGAGGCGAUGAUUUGGCUGCAGAAGGAAGACGAUCGACAGAAGGAGUGCCUCGCGCAGUCGCGCAGCCUUCGAGGGACUCCGGAGGAGGUGCCGGAUUCGCCCAACACGGCGGCCGUGCAAACGCGCUUGGAAUCCGAACACACGGUGCACAGCAUGGCGCGUGCGGGUGAAGCCGUGAUCUUAUCUGUCACAGGUGGUUUACUCUACCUCGCCCAAGCGGCCUCGGGCAAAUCGGCACCUACAUGGCUUCAACAGGGCGAGUCUGGCUUCCUGGAUGGCAACAUCGACACGGCCAAACUGGGUGAGCGUGCAGUGAGCUUGGGCAGCUGUCAAGAUGGUAGCAUUUUGGUGGCGGACACCUCCAACCAUCGCAUCCGCCGAAUCAAUGCGGCCCUCACGCAGAUCGAGACUCUGGCGGGCAGCGGCGUGAAAGGUCAACGGGAUGGCGCUGUCCUCCUUGCGACCUUCAGCGCACCUGUGGCGGUGCUGGAGACACCCUCCGGCAUUCUCGUCCUGGAGGAAGCACAUCCGGGGACGGUUCGAGUGAUCGAAGGAGGCCUGGUGGAUUCCAUCGCGUUACCCAUGGGGCGACACAACAUGAAGGAGGCGGCUGCACUGACCCUCGACAGUGCUGAGGGUCAUGCGUACUUGGCGCACUCCGGCGCUGUCGUCCGGGUCUCCAAGAUCGAAUGUUCUUGGAAGGCGGAAUCGGUGCUGGACUUGAAGGGCAUCACGGGACUCACCCACAUGCGGAACCCUGAACACCCCGAGUCCUAUGGCUUCUUGUUGAGCCGUAAGGACUACCGACUGGGACUCUGGGAUUCCAAGGGAAAAAGCUCCGUGGUGGCGGGUCAGGCCAUGAGCCGUGGCCAGGUAGACGGUCUGGGCGCCGAGGCCCGCUUCUCAGCAUUGGGUCAGCAGCUUGUGCUGAGUGAUGGCUCCCUGUUGGUGGUGGAUGGGAAGCUCGUUCGACGCCUGGUGAUGAAAGCCUUGAGGCAAUCGGAGGUGGCACGUGCUGCCCAGACCUUGGAGCACUCAGCGUCCUUGGCGCAACAACGAGCCUCGCGCUUGAGGGCAGCCUGGACCGAGGUUCUGGAGUUGCUUGGAGGGCCUUUGAACACCGUGGCAGCCACCAGGCGCGCGCUCUGCGAGGAACGCUUCGACCAGGAGUUGUCCCGCGCCGGCAAGGAGGCGCUGGCCUUCAGCGCGGAGCUGCUGAGCAUGGCGCCGUCGCUCUCCUGCGCGGAGAAGUUGAUGCGGAUGACGGGGGAACGGUUGACGCAGGACUUGCAAAUCAAGUUGACCAGCUACUUCUGGCCACCUUGCGUGCAGUCAGAAGGGAGACCCUUUCAGCACAAGGACCUGGAAGCUUUGCAGCGCAUGGCAGCAGGCGGCUUCUUGUCCAUGGAGGCGGCGGUCAACUGCGUUGAUGGAGUUUGGUUUGCACGGCAGGUGGGCUUUAUGCCAGCUCUGGUGGGUCUCUUCGAGACCUUGCGCAGUUGCUUCCCGGAACGCCCGAUGCAUCUCUGCAUGGUGCGCUGGGCGCUGCGGCGCUACGUCCGCAGCAGCUUCACGCGCAUCGCCAAGGAGCUGCAAGACCGUGGUGCGGAUGAUCCAAUGCUCGCAGCGGCCUUCGCUCAGUGGUUGAUGGACACCCUGCGGCCCCUGGACCAAGAGCUUCGCGAUGGCGGCUCUGGAGGACUUCCCUGGUUGUUGGAGGAUCUGCUUUUGGAGCACCUCAUCGGAGAUGGCAUCGAGCCCCGUGGCUGGUUCCUCCAACAGCAUCGCUUGGCGGAUCACUUCGGCCCAGAGCUACGCAAGAGCUUGGUGGUGGCGCUCCGCCGGGUCGCUUCUGAGCUGCCACUGCGGCGGGUCAUCGAGGCCUUGGGCUUGACGGACGAGGAGCAGAACGUGAGCCGAGCUCAGGCAGAGUUGGUGGCCGUGGCCUUGGAGAUCUCCUUGGAGCCCAAGAAGAAGCCCGAGCGGCCCGAGCACAUCCUGCCGGGUACCGCAGGCGGAUUCAAGGAGCGAAAAGAUCUGAAGGAGGCGAAGGAUCCCAAGGAGAUGGAACUGCUGGACGUGCUGAAGUUGGAUUUGUUGUCCUGGUCUCGAGUGCUGCGUUGGUUUGAUCAGGCGCAGGAGCAGCUGCCCGAAGAUCUGCAGAAGCGCUUGGCCAAGUGCAUCGACCCCGUUGGAAAGAUCGGGAUGGAGCUGCUCGCGACGGCGUGUGAGAAUGGCACGCUUUCGAUCACCGCCGUGACCCAGCUGGCGGGCGCCGACCGCCGCGCCGACGGCUGCGAAGCCCUGGAGAUCGCGGGCUACGUGGCGGCCUCCGACGCCUUGCGAGGAUGGCAAAGUCGUCUUGUGGAAGGAACUGGGACACUGCAAAGCCUCGUGGAGACCUGCAAGAGCUUGUGGCCUGAGGAUCCCAAGCUCUUGAUGGCUAUUAGCCGAGCCAAAGAGGUUUGGCCGGAGCUGCCGGUGAAGGGCGCUUUGUCCACACUCAAUGGCGAGGAGACGGGCUACUUCCCCCAGGUGCCGGUCGAGUUGCUCCGUUGCUCCAGCGCACUGGCGCUUUUGGGGCAGAGUGGAGCCUUUAAGGCGCUCUGGAAGCAACACGAGGUUGGCACCUUCAAGGAAGAACAUCUGAGGUCCUCUGCACAGCAGUGGGCUGAGAUCUACCGAUCCCUUGAGAAGCCAGAGGGCUCCAGCUUGAAGCUCUCGCAGUUGGACCAAGUCCUUGAGAGGCUGCAACACCAAGCAGAGCUUCGCUUGAUGGCCGUGACAGGCUGCCCGAGCACCUUGGAGACCUUGACCUGGCAAGCCUUAGAGGACCCGGGCACCUGGGAGGUGCAAGCGCAGCAGUUGGCCCAGAAGCUCUGGCACAGCUGGUCCGUGAAGAUGGCCUUGAAGGGACUGAAGAAGACCCUCGCCUCCCUACAAGAGAUGCUCCUAGAUGAGACCGGGAAGCAGGAUGCUGCAGAAGUCUUGACCGUUCUCCUUCAGUUGGAGGAACAUUUUGCACGUUGGGAGUCCACGCCGUUGAAAGACUCUGUCGAGAUGACCAAAUUAUCUCAAAAGAUCGACCCUCGCCUCUUGAUGCACUCGCAGGAGUUGAUGACAUCGAUUUUUCAAUCCUUUGACCUUCUGCAGUGGCUUCGAAAGAUGCCGGAGGACGCCGACUACCUGGUUCGAGUGGAGAUUGCCUUGGGGCGCUCCGAGAUGGAAGUGCCAACGGAGCUGUGGCUCUCCAACGAAGGCCGAGUGGACGAGAGCAAGCUGUCGGCGCUGACCGCCGUGCGCACCACCUUGCAUGAGCUCAUCUACCGCCCGGCCAAACGCUUCGCCUCCCUGGAUGCCUUGCUGCUCUCGCUCUCUUCCUUGGAGAAUUCCUCGGAAAUCGCAGGCUUGGUGCAUGCCUUGAACUUUGCCAACUCGAUGUACGCACCUUUGUCGGAGCUCUUGGGUGGCAAGGACGCGGCGCUGGCGCGGAUGCUCCAAAUGUUGAAGCCAACGAGCCAUGCGCGGUGGGUGAUGUCCUAUCCCAGGGAGAUUGCACAGCACGUGCCGGACCAGGAGGGCGAAAUGGAGGAGGAGGCCCUGGCAGAGAUCCCUGCCGAAGCGCGCUUGCUCUACUUGCUCCUUAACGAUCCAGGCACGUCGCAGAAGUCGCAGCCGCAGCGGCUGGUCGAGAUCUUGGAUUUCCAGGCUGCGGUGACGUUGGCUGCGAGCACGUCGGAUGCGGCGUUCCAGCAGGUGGGCACCUUCAACGAACAGAUUGGCCUGGUACGCUUGGCCGUGACGGUCGUGGAGGAUCUGCGGGUCACCGGGCAUCCCGAGUUCCAGGAAUUCCACUUGGAGUGGCUCUUAUCCAUGGCCCUGCAGCAGAUGAAGCACAAGUUGAACGAACUUCGAGAUCGCCAGGCCAACUGGCACAGGAAGCUCACGGAGCUACGCCGGAGCCACCCGGUCUUAGGCUUCUUCGCCGCGCGACAGCUGGGUGCCUUGUUGCGACAGCUGCGCCAGGGCGGUGAUGCUCAGGUUGCCGAGGUGUUGGCCGCCGUGGCCUUGACCUGGUCCUGGCGAGGUGCAGAUGGCAGUGCCUGGGCGAAGCGCUUGGCGCAGACGGGUGGCUGGACUGUGGAGGUGCAGGAGGGUCCCGCUUUACUGGCACAAGAUGCUGAGAGCUUGCAGAAGCUGGCAGAUGCUUUGCAGGCCACAUGGCCUGGCGCGACCGCCGCGGCCACGGCUACAGCGGCCCCGACGGCAUUGGCGGAGCCCUUCGAGUGUGGGCCAGGGGCACAGGUGGUUCUCGCCCAAGAUGUGAAGAUGGCCACUGCCAUGGUGCUUUGGCCCUUCCUUUCGCUGAAGCGACGUCCACGGCCGCACGAAGUGCUGCUCUGCCAUCCGAAGUCCUCCACGGAGCAGAUGUUGUUGCUACUCCUGAGGUGGUGCCAGUCCUCGGAGGGCUUCUUUUGCUUGCUCCUGCCCGAAAGCAGCUCCUUUGCCGCCCAACAGACCAUUGUCCAAGCGGUGCAUGAUGCAACAGAUGAGGGUGGGCCAUUGCCCAAGCCGCGCUGCCCGUUGAUGUUGGUGAUCUGUGGCGCUCAAGCUGCCCAGGCUCAGGUGGCCACGCAGCUGAUGGCACACCGCGUGGAGCUGCGACCACCGCUGGAGCUCUUCGCACAGGAGGUGGCUCCAUGGCUCUUAGCAUCUGGCGACCGAGAAGAACUCGGGAUCUCAGUGCACGUGGGCCCGCAUUGCGGGUGUGGCAAGACCUUCUCCGUUCGAAUGACGGCCAAGGAGGCCGACUGUGACUACGCCACGCUGAAGCUUACGGCCUCCAUGGGCAUUGGAAAGCUCAGCCAAGAGCUUCGCACUGCACUCGCGCAGCGAACGGUCGCCCCAGGUGAGGGGACGCCCUGGGCGCCGCCGGGCACUAGACGAAAGCAACUCUUGCACCUGGACUUGAGUGCUGGUCAGCAACUCUUGGACUCGGAGGCCUUUGCCGUGGCACUCCUCGAACUUCUGGUCUUGGGUCGCCUUGGCCGAACGGCUGCCCGGACACCCCAAGCGAUCUUCGAACUUGAGAGCAGGGUCCGUGUGGCUUUGGAGCUGCCCGCGGGCGCCAGUGCGGACGGCUGGCCCCGUGCGCCGCUGCUGGGGUGGCUGCCCGUGGUGAGCUGUUCCUCCGAGGCCGCCAGCUUCCGCGCGGACGAGGCGUCGCUGCGCUUCGGCAUGGGCGCGGCCUUUGCCUCGGCCAGGCAUGAUGGAGUCAAGGAUGGAAGUCCUGCAAAUGCUUACCGGCGCCUUCAGUUCGUGUGCGGUGCUUUGGCCGUCUCCAAGCGUCUCAAGGGCGCCUUUCCGCUGCACUUCCGCGCGAACGACCUCACCGAGCUGUCGGGCGAGACCUGCUACCAGCUGCUGGUGGAGACGGCGAAGCUGCAGCUGCGGCCCUCCUUGUGGAACCUAUGGGCCUUUGUGGAUGUGCUGUACUGGCAGCUCAAGGAGGUGCAUCAUCCCGAGUCCGUGGCCAAUCAAGCCUGUCUUCCGGAGGAGGGAGCUCCCAUGGAGAAGCCCUUGGAUGAGAUUCAGCCUGAGGAUUGCCCCAUCUUCAAAGGCGAGUUGAUUGCCUUCAUCUUACGCACGGCCCGGGAUUUCGCCACCCGGCAGACCAAAAACAACGAGGUGGAUCCGGAGACGGUGGUGGCGGCGGACUUGGUCAACUUUCACCAGGAUCGCUUCUGUGGUCGUUGGCGGCUGCAGCCCUUCUCCAGCGACGGCCAUCCGGUCUUCUCGCGCUUUGACAAGUCGGAGAAAGGCAGCGGACAGUUCUUCCUCUACUACCGGGCCGCCCAGAAGAUGUGGACCAUCGACGCAGAGGUGGAUAAAGUGGCGCCGGCCUUUGCGUACACUCGGAAUUCCAACUACAAGAAGGGCUGGUGGCGUAUGGCAUCUUGGGUGGUCAACAAGGGCAUGCGCGUGCUGACCGCGGAGAAUGUGCUGGGCUUUGGGUGUCAGGCGGUGGUUGUCUCGGGGGUCGAUGAACAGCUCACGGGAUCCCCCGAGGAGUACCUGGUACCGUUGAACGGCACUUACCUUCGACAACCCAAGGAAGACGAUGUGAAUGGACGGGCGCAUUAUGUUUUGGAGAAACCACGGCGUCACCUCUUCUUUGACGUCGGUAUGGAUUGCUGGUGUAUUGCACACAUUUGUCAUUCCGACGAGGGUGUCUAUGCCAAGUCGUGCAGCAAGACACUGGUCUCUCAAUAUUUGACCAUGGGCGUGGAUCAGAAGGUGCCGGAGGCCAUGGUGACGUUUGUGACCGCUGGGCAGGAGGCCACUGCCACCACCAGGCAACAAGAAGAGGCGGAGGGCGAAACCGACUUCCCUCUGCUGCGAUGGGAGGAUAGCAGCCACGAUUGCAUGCUCUUCUCGAACCGUCAGCACCAGGUUUGUUUCCUGUCCUCGCAACCUUCAAGGCUGCGUAUCUCGAUGCACCCUGGGCUGCUGCAGCUUUUAGAGCGAAACCGCGUCUCAGUGGGCGAAUCACUGGAUGCCUUAUCAGCGGACCACACCAAAGUCUUAGGUUGCCUUACCGGAGUGAACCGGACGCUCGCAGACGCGGCCACCCUGCUGGAUGGGAAGUACUGCCUCACAGGUGAUGCGGUGUUGAAGAUGUUGGCGAUCUUCGUGCGCAUGCGAUGUGGUCUCCCUGUGAUCCUCAUGGGUGAAUGUGGCUGUGGCAAGACGGAACUUGUCCGGUACUUGUGCGCCUGGAUGCGUUUGCCCUUGCUCACGCUCAAUGUGCACGGUGGCACCACCGAAGAUGACAUGGAUCAGGUCUUUCGGGAGGCCAGGACGAUGGCGGAGGAGGAAAGUGCCAAGGACGGCUUGGUGGUCUUCUUGGACGAGAUCAACACCUCUCAGCAUGUGAACAUGCUAUGCGAGGCGGUGCUGGAACGCUCCUACCGUAGCUGCGCCUUGCCGGAGACGGUGACGGUGCUGGCGGCCUUGAACCCGCGCCGGAAGCGGCCACAGGCCCAAAUGACGACGGGCUUGGUCUAUGGCGCGGGUGGUGCAGAGGAGGAGAUGUCCAGCUUGGUGUACCGAGUUCACUCGGUGCCCGAGACGGUGAACGACUUCCUCUUCGACUUCGGAGCGCUGACCAAGCGGGCGGAGGAGAUGUAUAUCCGUUCCAUGGUGCAAAAUUGCUGGCCUGAAAGCCCAGACCGAGAGCAGGUCUUGGUCACCAGCCUUCUGGGCCUGGCUCAGGACUUCAUCCGGUUCCACGAGGGCGACCCGUCGGCGGUCUCCUUGCGCGAUGUGAAGCGGUGCUUGCGCGUGGCCAAGUGGAUGCAGGAGCGCUUUGCCAAGAAGAGCUCCACCGGAUCACCCCACGCGCCUUCAGUGGUAGUAGCCGUGGCCCUGGUGUACCACUAUCGCCUUCCAACCCGCGAGAGGCGACACCAGCUCUGGGUGGAUCUGACGCGACGGAGCUUGUGGCCGCCGGAGAGUGGCGUCAUGAAGAACCGCGGCUGGGAGCCGCUGAAGAAGACCAAAGAGGAGAACGGGCUCACAGUGACGUGGCGGCAACGACUUCGGCCAGUGAAGACAACAGGGAAACCUCAACUGGAACGUCGUGAACGCCGGUCAAAGCAGAACGAUACAGCAGAGGCGAAAAAUAAGGGCAUCCACACGGUUCAGGUGAUUCAGUCGAUGGAGAAUCUGCUGCUGCGGGUACAAGCGAAUGUGGCCAAAGAGUUUGAAGUCGAGAAGGAUGUCGUGAUGAACGAGGCCCUCUCAGAGAAUGUCUUCGUCGGGCUCUUGUGCAUCAUGAACCGUAUCCCUCUCUUCAUCGUUGGCAAGCCAGGCACCUCGAAGACCCUUUGCAUGCAGGUCUUGCUGAGCAAUUUGCAGGGCAAGCAGUCCAAGUCCAAGGUCUUGCAAUCGCUACCUGCCCUACGCAUCAUGCAGUAUCAGUGUUCGCCGCUGUCCACGGCCUAUGGAAUUCAGCGUCAGUUUGAUGCAGCUGGACGCUUUGCAUCCAAUGCGCUGGAUGCCCAGGUGGUUCUCCUGCUGGAUGAAGUGGGACUGGCAGAGUUCUCUCCGGACAUGCCUCUGAAGGUCUUACAUGGCAUUCUCGCUGAACCGGGCACAGUGGCUGUGGUAGGCCUCUCCAAUUGGCGCUUGGACCCCGCGAAGAUGAACCGCAGCGUGUGCUUGGCGCGCCCGGACCCCGACAGUGCGGAGGUCGGACGCACAGGUGCCGGGCUUCUGAGUGAGCUCAGCGACGACAAGACGAAGAAGGAUGCGCCAGCCUGGCUUGCAAGCCUGUCUGAAGCCUUCUGGAGCGUUUUUGCAGAUCAAGGUGCCCGGGACUGGCUGGGCAUGCGCGACUACUACGGCUUCGUGCGUGCCGUACGGGACGGGUGCCUGCGGGCGAAGACGGAGCAGCCCACUCAUGAGAUCUUGUCCUUUGCGAUCCAACGGAACUUCGGCGGACAGCCAGUGCUGCUGGAACGGAUGAUGCAAGCAAUGUUGCCGGCAGGAGCUGGUGAAAUGGCUUAUCCUCUCACCGAGCUCUUGUCCACCAGCUUGGCCGACAGGAAAGCGCGACACCUUUUGCUGGCCAGUCAGGGGCCCGCUUUGCCAUGGCUGCAGGCGGCCUCGGUGUUGCCGAAGGAUGCGGAGAUCUUGUUGGGGAGCGAUUUCCCAGAGGACGCCUUGGAGGCCUAUGCCAUUCGACAGCUCAUGCGCGUGAGAGAUGCCAUGGCCAAGGGAAGAAGCCUGGUGCUUUACGGAAUGGAUGUGAUCUAUGAAGCCCUGUAUGAUGACGUGCUGAACCAGCGCUAUGUGCGACGUCGGACCGAGGACGGGGAGAUCGAAUUGAUGCUCCGCUUGGCCAUCGGCGCUCGUUCCCAGCUGUGCCCCAUGGCCGAGAGCUUCAAGCUGUUGGUCUUGGUGGACCAGGAGCAAGCGUUUAAGCAAUUGGAUGUGCCAUUCCUCAAUCGCUUCGAGAAGCAGCUGGUCCAACCUGUGGAUUUGCUGCCCCCCGACAGGCGUUCAGCCCUGGCAGAGUUGGACCUCUGGUGCCGAGCGGUGGCUUUGGAGGCCGCCUGCGAGGUGGUGCCCGGUGGCCUGGCGAAGCAGGGCGCCCUGGCGGCGCUCAUGUUGGCCAGGCCGACGGCCUCCCUGGAGGAGCUGCAGCGUUGCAUCUUCGACAUGGCGCUGCCCUUGGCCGUCUUUCGCUCCAGCAGCCUGCAGCAGAUGCAGCGUAAGGAAGAGGAAUACUUCGAGGUGCGCCGCAGCAUGGCCGACGCCCUGCGCUACGCGCAGACGCUCGGCACGCUGUGCGAGGUGGCGACGAGCUCGCCGAUGGCUCACAUGCCACCGGUGCGAGAGCUGGCAGACGUGGGAGGCACGGAGAUCAUCCCGGUGGCGCAGCUGAGCGGCUCGCAGCAACUGGAGGAUAUCUUGGAGAAGUUUUUUCUGGAAGCGGAAGCGGACGCCACGAAGACCAGGAGCCUCGUGUUGCAAUUGGACGCUCUCAGCAGUGUAUCCAGGUUGUCGUUGACCAGACAUUGCUGUACAGUGGCUCGCGCCAGGCACCAAGCUGCACCCAAUGCGCACGUCUUCCUGGUGCAGCAUCGCGCUGGUUGGAGUCCGGAGCACGGUGCGACAGGAUACACCUGGCAGCCGGAGCUGGGAUGGAAUUCCAUCUUUGUGGAUGACUUGCAAGGCGAAGGCCGGGAGACUGGAGAAGGUUCUGCCUUGGUGGGACAGUCAUUGAAGGACUUUCUUCAACUCUCUGUACAUGAUCUCCAACAGAAGAAUCGCAUCCCUUCCUUGGCGCAGAUCCUCUUGCGCCGUGGCAGCAGUUGCGUGGCCCGCUGUGUACAACCGGGAGUGAACUUGGAGUUCUUGGCGGAGCGCCUACGCGCCGUGAAGAAGGCGCUGGAGGAGUUGCCAGCCUUCCGCCAGGCGGUGGAGGCCUUAGCGAUGCUGGUGCUCUCUCAGUGGACCUCCUCCAGUGGCCUCCACCUGCACGUGAAGCUGGCGAUGCAGGAGAUGCGCUUUGGUAGCCUCAGAAAGUCAGUGUGGCUCUCCAUCGAACGCUUGCAGCUUUCAGCGCUCACGCACGCCCUGCGGUGGAUGGACCGCGACUUCAACCUGCGGCACGUGACGCAAGCGACGCCCAAAGCCUUGCGCUUAUGGUUAGCCUUGGUGGCCAGCUCCAGCCAAUCAGCUGCUCAGGUCAUGAGCGCCGCCUUACGUCCCGGUGCCGCACUGCAAGGGCCGGCACCCGUGCCCAACUCGGGCCGCUUUGGGCCGCUGGAGUGUCGUUGCCCCUUCUCUGCCCGCAUCUUGACCCAGUGCGCUGCUGUCGCCAGCAAUGUAGAAGAACGAGACCCCAUACGACUGCAAACGCUUUGCACGCAGAUCUUUGGUGAGGAGGCGAUGAAGGCCUUCAAGGACUUUGAGGACACAGAUCCAGGUGCGUUGUUGCAUGAUGCUGUGUCCAUUUGGGCGCCAAUCUAUCCCUUCUUGAACUUCGAGCUCAUGCUGAAGGUCUACACAUUAGCCUUUCAGAACAAAGCUGGUUCGUCUCCCUCGCAGUCUCCACUGGAGUUGGUGGUAAUCUUUCAAUCCUGCAAACAAUUGGUCCAAAGCGUCUGUUCGGUUCUCUCGUUGGUGGAGUCCAGCUUUGGAGAGGGGGAGGAGAAUGAGGCCUCGUUGCGGAUCUUGGACUCGGUUCAUGGCUCCUUGCCUGGCAGCUUGGUGCAAGCCGUUGGCACCUUACCCGCCACCGCGGAGUGGGUCGACCGUGCACAGCCUCACGUGCAGAUGUUGCUCUUCCUGGGCUCCACAGACGAUGUCCUUUCGAUGGCGUCCGCCUGGUACCGACUCCGACUGAAGCUGCAGUUCCAGUCGGUGCUCGGGGAGGAGCGUGUCAAGGACAUUCCACCGAUCUCCUCGGCGCAGGAGUUGCUGACGCAGGACUUUUGGCGUAGCACUGUGAGUUCCUUGCGGGACAUGACCAGGAUGAGCCAGGAGCCAGCGAAGAGCAAGGAAGAUCAGACUGCAGAAGCAGAGGUGGCGCGGGCCUUUUGUUCGGGCCUGGCGUUGCUGGAAGACCUCCUGCGGCUCCCAACGGCCCUGGCAGCCCUGGAGGCCUCAGGUUUGGCUGAGGUCGUUUGGUCCUCUGUGAUGCAAGAAGAUCCAACCAACUUUCACCUGCAGAGGCUGCCCACAGAGUGUGCCAAGUCCUUGUUGCGCUGGCUCCACUUGGACCCCGUGAGCAAGGUCUUGAAGUCGACCACCUUGAAGUCGAAGACCUUACGACUCUACAUGAACUUUCUCGAGGACGUGCUUGAGUUGGACACUUGCAGAGACAAAGACAUCGCUGAGGUUCAGACCACGAGAACAUGCUCUCCGAAUCUUCUUCGUGCUGCUGUACGUUUGCGUCGAAGCCUUUGCCACUAUGCAAACAGCCUCGUGGGCUCUGGCGUACCACCACCGGCGCCGGCGGAGCUACAAGAGCUGCUGAAGAGGAACAAGUCAGCUGCGCUGUUUGUGGCCAAGGCCAUUCGCCGCCGAGGCGGCGAUUUGGAGCUGUGCCGCCUGGCCAUCGUCCAUGAAGGUGCAUUGCCAUGGUUUCCUUUGAACCCGGCGCGGCUGCCGAACCUGUCGAACGACCUGCCAGAUCCGUUUGUGAAUUUGCUGCCGAAGUUGGACGAGACCUUGAAAAGGUACAAUGCCCUUUGCAGUGCUGCAGGGCUUUGUGCGAGCUCUCCCAACGACCAGGCUUUCAAGGAGGCAGUGGCUCGGGCGCUUCCCGGCGUGGCGAGCGGGCGGAGAACCGCCAUGGUGCUGGGCGCCAUUACGUCCCGCGUCUUGUUGAACCGCCAGGUGGCCAUCGAGGAAGGUCUGCGGAAGCUGAAGGAGUGGACCACGGAGAGUCUGAAUGAGGAGACCAAUGUGAGCAGGAGGAGCAAGCAGGCGCUCGUUGACCGAAUGUUUGCUGGCACUUUGCUCCCACACGUGAAGGACGGACUUGGCCGUGGAAGAUCCUGA